AUGCCGCUAAUGGACGUUCACUGGCUGAUCUACGUGGCCUUUGGCGCUUGGUUAUGCUCUUAUGUCAUCCAUGUCCUAUCGUCCUCUUCUACAGUCAAAGUGCCCGUCGUAGGCUACCGCAGCGUCUUUGAGCCUACAUGGCUUCUCCGUUUGCGCUUUGUUUGGGAAGGGGGAUCUAUCAUCGGCCAAGGCUACAACAAAUUUAAAGACUCUAUCUUCCAGGUGCGAAAGCUUGGUACCGAUAUCGUCAUCAUCCCGCCAAACUACAUCGAUGAGGUCAGAAAGCUGUCCCAAGACAAGACUCGCUCGGUCGAGCCCUUCAUCAAUGACUUUGCGGGACAGUAUACACGGGGCAUGGUCUUUCUGCAAAGUGAUUUGCAGAACCGUGUGAUUCAGCAGCGGUUGACGCCAAAACUCGUAUCGUUGACAAAGGUAAUGAAGGAGGAGCUUGACUAUGCCUUGACCAAAGAGAUGCCUGACAUGAAGAAUGAUGAAUGGGUUGAAGUCGACAUUUCUUCCAUCAUGGUCAGGCUCAUAUCACGCAUCUCAGCCAGAGUGUUUCUCGGUCCAGAGCACUGCCGCAACCAAGAAUGGUUGACGACCACUGCAGAGUACAGCGAGAGCCUGUUCAUAACUGGCUUUAUUCUCCGCGUUGUCCCCCAUAUUCUAAGACCAUUCAUAGCCCCGCUGCUACCCUCCUACAGAACACUACUUCGCAACGUCUCGUCAGGUCGAAGAGUUAUUGGAGACAUCAUUCGCUCCCAGCAAGGUGAUGGCAACGAGGACAUCCUGUCAUGGAUGAGGGAUGCUGCGACAGGGGAAGAAAAGCAAAUUGACAACAUUGCCCAGCGGAUGCUUAUCCUGAGUCUCGCGUCUAUUCACACUACGGCAAUGACGAUGACGCAUGCUAUGUAUGACUUAUGUGCUUGCCCUGAGUACAUAGAGCCUCUUAGAGAUGAGGUCAAAAGUGUCGUUGGCGCUAGUGGUUGGGACAAGACGGCGUUGAAUCGAUUCCACAAACUCGACAGCUUUCUCAAAGAGUCACAACGCUUCAACCCCGUGUUCCUCUUAACGUUCAAUCGCAUUUAUCACCAAUCCAUGACACUCUCAGAUGGCACCAACAUCCCAUCAGGCACUCGCAUCGCGGUUCCCUCUCACGCGAUGCUUCAGGACUCAGCGCAUGUCCCAGGCCCGACGCCACCAACCGAGUUUGAUGGAUUUAGAUACUCAAAGAUUCGCUCAGACUCAAACUAUGCACAGAAAUAUCUCUUCUCCAUGACUGAUUCUAGUAACAUGGCGUUUGGGUAUGGGAAAUACGCCUGCCCAGGGCGGUUCUAUGCAUCUAAUGAGAUGAAGCUGACUUUGGCGAUACUCCUUUUACAAUUUGAGUUCAAGUUGCCAGAUGGGAAAGGAAGACCACGAAAUAUCACUAUUGAUAGUGACAUGAUACCUGAUCCGAGAGCUAGGCUGUGCGUUAGGAAGCGAUCACUGAGAGAUGAAUGA
Fusarium fujikuroi IMI 58289 is the source of this 1503-nucleotide messenger RNA. RefSeq names its product gibberellin cluster-kaurenoxidase (diterpencyclase). The record is from RefSeq and is a predicted model, not a curated record. Gene Ontology annotation, molecular function: iron ion binding; heme binding; oxidoreductase activity, acting on paired donors, with incorporation or reduction of molecular oxygen. The transcript is spliced from 4 exons. NCBI's taxonomy places the organism in Eukaryota, Fungi, Ascomycota, Sordariomycetes, Hypocreales, Nectriaceae. The coding region runs from base 1 to 1503 and encodes 500 amino acids.